AUGAAGGUCUUCGCCCGCAUUGGAACGAUUGCUCUGGCGGCACUGUACCUACAGCAAUGCUCCGCUCAAUACAUCAACGAGCAAUAUACCGAUCCCGUGAACAAGAUCACUCUCAGCACCUGGCGACCGGACCCUGGUUCUAAUUCCGGGGGUGGAGAUGCUGCCACGUACGCCUUUGGCUUGGUCUUGCCUCCGGAUGCUCUGACCAAAGAUGCCAACGAAUACAUCGGUCUCUUGCGCUGUGAUGUUGGUGAUGCGGCCAGUCCCGGAUGGUGUGGUGUCUCCCACGGCCAGUCAGGACAAAUGACACAGUCGUUGUUGCUCAUGGCUUGGGCCUCUAAGGGCCAAGUCUUUACCUCGUUUCGCUACGCAUCCGGGUAUAAUGUGCCAGGACUCUACACCGGAAAUGCCACUCUGACCCAGAUUUCUGCCACUGUGAACUCAACCCAGUUCGAACUAAUCUAUCGCUGCCAGGACUGUUUUGCCUGGAACCAAGGAGGAAGCAAGGGAAGUGUAUCAACCAGCAGUGGCCUUCUCGUCUUGGGCCGUGCCGCGGCCAAAGGAAAUCUUCAGAACCCGACUUGCCCUGACAAGGCCAUUCCCGGCUUUCAUGACAAUGGAUUCGGUCAAUAUGGAGCGCCUCUCGAGAAAGUCCCGCAUACCUCCUACUCAGCUUGGGCUUCCUUGGCCACGAAGACGACUACCGCUGACUGCUCUGGGGCAUCCGACCCAGCACCCACUGGAUCCGAGCCGCCAGCCGAGCCAACUUCGACAGCGGAGCCCGUUCCCGUUUGCACACCUGCCCCAAGCAAGACGUACGACUACAUCAUCGUUGGCGCCGGUGCUGGUGGCAUUCCCAUUGCGGACAAGCUCAGCGAGGCCGGAAAAAGCGUGUUGUUGAUCGAAAAGGGACCUCCCUCCACUGGAAGAUGGAACGGCACCAUGAAGCCCGAGUGGCUUCAGGCCACGAACUUGACCCGCUUCGAUGUUCCUGGUCUUUGCAACCAGAUCUGGGUUGACUCUGCCGGCAUCGCCUGUACAGAUACCGACCAAAUGGCGGGAUGUGUCCUAGGCGGAGGAACGGCUGUUAAUGCCGGCCUGUGGUGGAAGCCGCAUCCUCAGGAUUGGGACUACAACUUCCCCGAGGGCUGGAAGUCGAGAGAUACCGUGCCAGCCACUAACCGUGUGUUCGGUCGCAUUCCUGGAACUUGGCAUCCCUCGCAAAACGGCAAGCUGUACCGACAAGAGGGCUUCAACGUUCUAGCCAAUGGGCUGAGCAAGAGCGGUUGGAAGGAGGUGAUCCCCAACGAUGCAUACAACCAGAAGAACCACACCUUUGGUCACAGCACCUUCAUGUUUGCUAAGGGCGAGCGAGGUGGUCCUCUGGCAACCUACCUUGUGACGGCGGCAGCUCGCAAGCAGUUCACUCUCUGGACUAAUGUAGCUGUGAGAAGGGCGGUUCGUAACGGAAGCCGUGUCACUGGUGUUGAGCUCGAAUGCUUGACGGAUGGUGGUCUCAGCGGAACUGUCAACGUGACCCCUAACACUGGCCGUGUUAUCUUUGCUGCAGGCACUUUUGGUUCGGCCAAGCUUCUCCUUCGCAGCGGUAUCGGACCUACCGAUCAACUCGAGAUUGUCAAAGGGUCGACGGAUGGCCCAACGUUCAUUUCCAAGGACCAAUGGAUCGACCUUCCAGUUGGCUACAACCUCAUGGAUCAUCUCAACACUGACCUCAUUAUCACCCAUCCUGAUGUUGUCUUCUAUGACUUCUACGGGGCUUGGAACACGCCCAUUGAAGGUGACAAGAGCGCCUAUCUACAGAACAGAUCUGGAAUCCUUGCCCAGGCUGCUCCCAAUAUUGGUCCUUUGAUGUGGGAUGAACUUAAGGGCUCAGACAACAUCGUUCGUACUCUGCAAUGGACUGCUCGAGUGGAGGGAAGCGAUCAGUACACCACCUCUAAGCAUGCCAUGACUCUCAGCCAAUAUCUCGGCAGAGGUGUUGUUUCCAGAGGCCGGAUGGCCAUUUCAUCGGGUCUGGACACCAAUGUGGCCGAACACCCGUACCUCCACAACGAUGUCGACAAGCAGACAGUCAUCCAAGGCAUCAAGAACCUCCAGGCGGCGCUGAAUGUCAUUCCCAACAUUUCCUGGGUUUUGCCUCCCCCGGACACGACUGUCGAGUCAUUUAUCAACAAUAUAAUCGUCUCACCCUCCAACCGCCGGUCAAACCAUUGGAUGGGAACUGCCAAGCUUGGCAAGGAUGAUGGCCGUGCUGGAGGCAGCGCUGUCGUGGAUCUGAACACCAAGGUGUACGGUACCGAUAACCUCUUUGUUGUUGACGCCUCCAUCUUCCCUGGCAUGACCACCGGCAACCCGUCGGCAAUGAUCGUGAUUGCCUCAGAGCAUGCUGCACAGAAAAUCUUGGCCUUGAAGCCUGUACCAUCUCUGCCUGGCGGCAAUGGCAAGGGAAAAUGGAGAAGAUGA
This is a messenger RNA of Neurospora tetrasperma FGSC 2508, 2484 nucleotides long. RefSeq lists its product as uncharacterized. The record is from RefSeq and is a predicted model, not a curated record. Gene Ontology annotation, molecular function: flavin adenine dinucleotide binding; oxidoreductase activity, acting on CH-OH group of donors. The transcript is spliced from 8 exons. The coding region runs from base 1 to 2484 and encodes 827 amino acids. Lineage: Eukaryota; Fungi; Ascomycota; Sordariomycetes; Sordariales; Sordariaceae.